Sparassis crispa is the source of this 447-nucleotide messenger RNA. RefSeq lists its product as hypothetical. The record is from RefSeq and is a predicted model, not a curated record. Bases 1 to 447 code for a protein of 148 amino acids. Lineage: Eukaryota; Fungi; Basidiomycota; Agaricomycetes; Polyporales; Sparassidaceae. The transcript has 6 exons.
AUGGCGCGCACCAAUAUCCUGGUGUUAUUCGAGGGGUUGGACACUGAUGGGACGGGGCCACCCCGCGUGUGGGGGCGGGGCACUACGCGGCUGGUUCUGCCCCGUAAUGCAGACUGGUUAGCUAAGCCACAUGCAUUGAUCUACCUUGGGUUCCACUUCGCCAUCAGCAAACUCUACUCCAACUCCUUCCUUGCCUCCAUGAACUCCCGGAAGUUGCUUAGAGGGCAGUCUCAGUCUCAGUCUACCUCGGGGCAUCGCCUUCCUGUUAUCUUUGCUCACCACCUCACUGGUGGCAGGCACAACUCCAAGGCCAUGGCCGUAGAGCCGGUUGACCUGACCGGUACAAGACUGCAUAUUACAAUUGAUAAGACAGUCGACGUAGUGGAGGACGACCUCCGGGACCUGUCGUCGCAGCACAGCAGCGGCAACACCAAAACGCCUGUAUGA